AUGAAUGAAUUGCAUCUUUCAGACGCGUUACUGGCAGACCUGGAAUCUACUACAUCCCACAUCUCAAAGCGACCUGUAUUCUUGCCCGACGAGACGCCCUACUCCAUCCCUACAGGAGGACAGCCCUACCAAGAUGUUACACUUCCACCUCCGGUCCCUCCUCCACCUUCAGCUGAAGCUCUGAAUGGGUCCCUGAGAGAUCAGCCAGAUUCCCACCACUCCUCUCAGCAGUCACUGGGUUCGGCACAGAAGAGCUCAUGGUCAAGGGACAGUAGCAGUUCUCCAUUAUCUCACAUUGAAGAGGACCACGUCUACAGUUUCCCAAACAAGCAGAAGACAUCAGACUCCUCUACAACAGCCAUGACUUCUGCGUUGGGCAGUAAUCUGUCAGAGCUUGACAGGCUUCUGCUGGAACUUAACGCUGUGCAACAGAGCUCCCCUUCAUUUCCCACUACAGAGGAGGCAGCUCCUCCCUUGCCAUCCUGCAGCAUCACUCACUACGAGAACGGCGGCACACCUGACAUCUUGGUAAGCCCACCACCUCAGGAGAAACCAAAGAGGAAUGGGAGGAUGGAGGACGCCCGACCUACUGUGGAAAGUCUGCUGGAUGAGCUGGAAGGCUCGGUGCCUUCACCCAGCCCCUCCACUCACCACAGUGACUUGGACACAUCCUCUCAACAGCAGGCCAGAAUUUCAGCUUCCUGUGCCACCAGAGAGCUCGAUGAGUUGAUGGCCUCUUUGUCUGACUUCAAGAUUAUGGCCCAAGGGAAGGGUGGUGUCUCCGGUGGACCCCCGACACAGGUCAACAAGCUGGACAACAUGCUUGGCAGCCUGCAGUCUGACCUCAACAAACUGGGCGUGCAGACAGUAGCUAAAGGAGUUUGCGGAGCCUGCUGUAAGCCGAUUGUGGGACAGGUGGUGACCGCCAUGGGCCGCACAUGGCACCCCGAACACUUUGUGUGCACACACUGUCAAGAGGAAAUCGGCUCCAGGAACUUUUUUGAACGUGAAGGACAGCCCUACUGUGAGAAGGAUUACCACAAUCUGUUCUCUCCGCGGUGCUACUACUGCAACGGGCCCAUACUGGAUAAAGUUGUGACGGCGCUGGAUAGGACAUGGCAUCCCGAACACUUCUUCUGCGCUCAGUGUGGCUCUUUCUUUGGCCCUGAGGGUUUUCAUGAAAAGGACGGAAAGGCAUACUGCAGGAAAGAUUACUUUGACAUGUUUGCACCGAAAUGUGGCGGCUGUGCCAGAGCCAUUCUGGAAAAUUACAUCUCAGCUCUGAACUGUCUUUGGCAUCCCGAGUGUUUUGUUUGCAGGGAGUGCUUCACCCCGUUUGUGAAUGGAAGCUUUUUUGAGCACGACGGCCAACCCUACUGUGAAGUGCACUACCACGAGCGCCGCGGCUCCCUCUGCUCCGGCUGCCAGAAGCCCAUCACGGGGCGCUGCAUCACAGCCAUGUCCAAGAAGUUUCACCCAGAGCAUUUUGUCUGUGCCUUCUGCCUGAAACAGCUCAACAAAGGCACCUUUAAAGAGCAAAACGACAAACCCUACUGCCACGGCUGCUUCAUCAAGCUGUUCAGUUAGAGAGUUAGGGGGAACGUUUAACACUGGCACACUUGGGUCAGGGCUAAAAUGAGAGUCUGAAGCAUUUCUAGCACAGGGAGAGUGAGAACGGGUUUAGUUUGUAUCACAGGAAGCUGUCUCUGGAUGAUGGCGUUGGAAGUGUGUAUGGGCUAAGUAUGUGCAUGUGGUUGAAGCGGUGUGCUGCUUCGGCCAGACUAAAUGUUUUUCAUGUCAUUCAGAAUUUUUUUUUUUUUUUUAGAUUGGCAGCAGUUUAUUUGUGAAGCUUUUUAUGUGUUGUGAGCGGGUGACUAUAUCGGAUGAAGGUAUAUUCAGUCUUUAAAGGAAAAUCUUUUUUUCCCCCCCUCCAAAUCAGCAACUUUUCUCCCAGUCUACUUAGAUGUGCUGAAACAAACAGCUGUCUCUGUUUUGUUUGUUUGUUUGUUUUGAGUGUGUAUGUGUGUAACCCUCAAAUCAUUUUAUUUUUUAUCUUUUUAGAAGGUGAUAAAUUGUUACUAAGCACACUGAAACUCUGAUCUAUGAAACGCUCGGUGUGUGGUAAAGUUACUCACUGGUUGAGUGCGUCAUUUUAGAAAUCAAAACAAUGAACAUAUGGCAGGGAACAGGUGACCUGUUGUUUUUACACAAUAUAAACUUUUUUUUAACAAAUGAUCAGGAUGAAAGGCCUUUUACGUUCUCUCUUCCCUAGUAUAAAGUCAGAUAAGGCACAUCUUUAUAUAACUGAUAAAGUUGUGUUUUAUGGUGAAAUGCAUCUUUAGUGUCCCUUGACCAGAAACCCCUUUCUAGUAUGUCAUAUUUUAAUUAAAGGUGCAUACUGUGUUACAAAGCAGUCAAGGGCAAACUGAGCAUGGAUUAAUAUUUGACUCAACAGUCACUGCGGUGUUCACUCUUCAUUACACGUGCUGCCAAAUCAUUCCUUUUGGUUCCUCUGAAUUAAAGCGAGUCUAAAAGCAGUUUGUUGGAUUUGCCUCAUACAGUAAAGUGAAACUGCACAGAGAUAUUGGGAGUACAGUGUUUUUGUGCUACACUACCCUUACUGUUUCUGAGUACAUCCUGAGAAUUUUUUGUUGUUGUUUUUUGUACAUAUCCAAUGCAGCUACAUUGUAAGCAUGCACAUGUGUUUAAUAACCACUCGUUAAAAGAAGGAAAGGGCUGCUGGGAAGGUAUAGCGGAGAUAUUUGGAUGUCUUUGCUGAUAUUACUGUAUCGAGAAGCUGAUGAAUGUUUGUUUUUGAGAGAAUGCAAACCGUACACACAAUUUGCCUGUGAUAUUCCGAUAACUAUGCAACUGUGGAUUAACAGCUUUGUAUUUCAGCAUCAGCAUCUAUUUCUUAGGCUGUCUGUGCCAUUGUAUCAUGUCUAAUAACACUGGCAAAUUCAGCAGAAAAUACUGAGAGCAGGUCAAGAGUCCGCUGUUCUGUUUUCAUGUUAUUAGUCUGUGAGUUUGUAAAAAUGAGAGCCUGGUGGUCUGCUAGAAUAACUCGUAGGACUAGGAUGACUCGUCUCCCUCAGCGUCUGAGUAGCAUCUACUGUAUGACCACCAGGUUGGGGUUCUGUACAUGGUUAUUCAUACACAGCAGACAGAUUUGGCCUUUUGUCUUGUUCAGGGAAUUCUAGAGCCUUAAUUCUUUUUUUUUCUUUUCUUUUUUUUCUCACUGUAUUUAAGAUAUCCUGUAACAGUCGUCUUUUCAAAAUGACUUUCGUAGAGGUUAUUUAACCAAAGCCAUACCUUCUUUCAGUUUUUCUUGUCUGUUCACUUUGUUUUUUCUUUUCACUUUGAAUGUCAAUAGAUACAAAUAGUGAGAUUCCUCUGUUCUAGCCUGAUUAUGCCAAUAAAUUCAGUUUUGGUAUCAAAA
Molecule: messenger RNA, 3439 nt
Organism: Pelmatolapia mariae (spotted tilapia)
Lineage: Eukaryota; Metazoa; Chordata; Actinopteri; Cichliformes; Cichlidae
Gene: pxnb
Product: paxillin b
Exons: 10
Coding region: 1-1587 (528 amino acids)
Biological process (GO): substrate adhesion-dependent cell spreading; endothelial cell migration; transforming growth factor beta receptor signaling pathway
Source: RefSeq, a predicted model, not a curated record